Acanthoscelides obtectus is the source of this 361-nucleotide messenger RNA. Lineage: Eukaryota; Metazoa; Arthropoda; Insecta; Coleoptera; Chrysomelidae. The record is from the annotation of a GenBank genome assembly.
AAGCGCAACAUCAGUUGACAAUUUCCCGUUAGUAUGGAGGAUUCAAACGUGAACGGUGUUUCCAAAAAGAUAGUCGCGACAUUUGUUUGCCAAAAGUCAUCACCGAGCUUCGAAAAAUCAACCCCGAAAGAAGAAUCAUCCUCCACCAAGACAAUGCAAGCUCGCACACAGCCCAAAAAACAAGGCAGUAUUUAACGGAAGAAAACGUGGCAUUAUUGGACCAUCCUCCAUAUAGUCCCGAUCUAAGUGCUAACGAUUUCUUUACUUUCCCGAAAAUUAAGGACAGACUGCAUGGUCGAAGGUUCCACCAGAAGAAGCAGUUGACGCAUUCAAAAAUGCCGUUUUGGAUCUGCCAGCAAAC